Messenger RNA from Chironomus riparius, 5331 nucleotides. NCBI's taxonomy places the organism in Eukaryota, Metazoa, Arthropoda, Insecta, Diptera, Chironomidae. The record is from the annotation of a GenBank genome assembly.
UCUUAACAUUCGGAUGUGAUUUUUGGAAUAUUUGUUUUUAAAAAAUUGAAUUGAGGACUUUUGGUUUCAAAAAUGAGUGAUGAAAGUUCAAGUUCAGACAGCGACAUGAAAGUUGAAAGUAUUGACGGAGAUUUUGUGCCUAAAUGUAAGCCGGAGAGUGAUAUUUCACAUGACUGCUUUGAAAGCAAAUCAAUCGAACCAAUAAUCAUACCAGAAAUCAGACAUCCAGAAGAAUUUCAGAAGAAAUCACAGCUUUGUAAAAUUUUGGAAAUUCACAAAGGAAAUUGUCAAAAUCAUCAAGAAUUGACAGACUUUCUUAAAGCAUUGUCGGAGCUUCACGUGCGUAAAGAUGUUAUAGCAGCUUCUAUUCAGUUUGAAGAUGAUUUUGGAAACUUUGGUAUGAAUGAGAUGGAAAAAUUGCCAGAUUUAUUCAAAAAUCAAUCGAUUGUGAUUCAUUUGGCAUCGAAAAUAAGCUUCAAUUCGUCAAUUUAUUGGAAGUCGAAGGAACUGAAUUUCUUCCUGAUGUUAAAAUCAUCUGAGGAAGCCAAUCUAGGCGUUGACGAAGAAUUUUACAAAUUUAUAGCAGAAUUCUUAGCAAGAAGCUUAAAAGUAGGUCAUUUAGGUCUCAGCACUUCAUGCCAGCUCACAGCAAACAGAAACAUCAUCGACAUCAAAGACAUCGUUGACGCUAGAAACUUCAACUUACUCUUCCUAGCUUGUGAGGCAGGAAAGCUCAAUAUUGCUGUGUAUCUAUGCAAGCUUGGUAUUAGCUUUAAAGUCACUGAUCAGAACAUUACAGCACAAGAUUUAGCCCUCAAAAAUGGCCAUUAUGACUUAAUCCAAGCAUUGUACGAAGAAAACUUACCACUUCCAAUACCGUCAUCAGACAUGGAUAUGGAUUUAUAUCCUGAAAAAUUCAUUGACUUUAUAAUGCUCCUUGAAGACUUCUUUCGUGCGAUUGAAGUUGACGACCUGGAAAAAGUUAAAGAAGUCUACAAAAAUCUCCCAAAAACUCGUCACAUCUUCAAUUUCUCAGGACAAUCAGCCAUACAAUUUGCAGUAGUCAACAAAGCAUUAAAGUCUUAUGAGUUCCUGUUAACCCACAAACACACAUUUGCACCAAACGAAGAUCCAGAAGAUUUCUACGAAGAACUAGAAUAUCCAGAACAAUUUACAAUCCGAGAAAUCCACAACCGACAUGCACAAGAGUCACCGAAGAAUCACAUCAACGUGCUAAUGACUAAAUCUUACAUUGUUCAUGAUGUCCCAGAUGUGGAACAGAAGCUGAAGAUUGUUCGUCGAGCUUAUAGGAUCCUCAACAGGAAUGUGUACAUUAGAAUCAUUCUGAUGAUUGUGGCUGCAUCGAAGAACUUUAAAAUUAUUUUUGACUUCCAUCGGGAAUCGAUUAAUGUUGCUGAUCCGACUGUUGGGUCGAAUAUUCAAGGCAUGUUCUACACAUCCGGCAGAAUCUACAUCGGAGCCAAGCAACUCCUCGACGAUGUCAGAUCUCAUGAAACCUUAGCAAUAAUCGCUCAUGAGCUGUGUCACUUUGCCAUCAAUCUCGUCUAUGGAAACAACGCAAAACCUUACAAAUCUAACGACAAUCAGUCAAUGCAAGAGUUUGAGGAGAUAUCAGAUCAUUGUAAAGCAAACUAUGCCAAAGAAGAGAUCAUCAAAAUGGUCUACGAGUUCUAUCCAUCAGAUGUGUAUCAUGCUGAACUAAUAGUCAGAGUUGUGCAUUUAAUGGCUUUUUACUAUAACGAACCACAAAAGUUGAAGGAAGUUCGUGAAGAUUUUGAUCCCUUGUUUGACUUUUUUGAGCUUAAGGUUGUUCCUGAGUUGAAGGAAGCACUGCCAGAGAUUGAAAAGAGAGUCGACCAAGAAACUAAAAUUAAGGAUCAAAAAAUUGUAAAAUUUAGAAAAUUUUCCGUUAUUACUGGAUUGUUGGCACUGUUUGGGGUUCUUGGUGCUGCUUUGAUUGGGGUUCUGUUUUACAUUCCUGAUUAUAAGUUUGAGUUGUUGUCUGAGGUUGAUCAGAGUGUUGUUAUGAAUGCUAAGGUUGUUUAUAAAGAUGUUGAGGUUAGGUUUGAUCAGUUGUUUCCUAAAGGUUCGAUUGCUUAUGAAAGAUUGACUUCUGAGCAUAUUUAUAAGGUACUGAAGGGUUCUAAGCUUGAUUUUUGUGAUCCACAUUUUCAUUAUUUAGAUGAAUUAGUUGUUCAUUCUUGGAGAGACAUGGCAGUCAAUUUGCAAGAUAAAGUGCUGUCUUCUGACUUGAUAUUCCAAAAUCAGAGCAUUAAGUUUGAAGAUUUACAUGAAUUGGCGCCAAAAUCUUUCAAUUUUCUAACCUCAAAUGAAAUUAUUCAAAUUUUGAAUGGAAAUGAAGUUAAAGUUGGCAAAAUGAUUAAAAAUCGGACUGAAUUUUAUCUUGAAAGAAUUUUUUGGAAUGAAUACCUGCUGGACAUCUACAAGAUUUACACAAAACAGACUCAAAACUACCUCGACUGGGAGGAUGAGGGGAAGUUUAGGCAAUUUUUCAAUGACUUUACAACACAAAAUUUGACUGAUUAUUUCCAUAAAAUUGACAAUCACAAGAAGUUUAAUCAAAUCAAGCUAUUCUUCGCAGUUAGAACUGACAAUAGCUUUAAUGUCCUUCAGACCUUCAAAUCCUUUCAUGAAAAUUUUGAAAUUGUCUUUAAAAAUUCACAAAAAUCUAAAAUCUUCAUUUUAUCAUCAGAAGCUGGAACUGGAAAAACGAUCAAUUUCGAGCAAUUUGCUAUGAAGAUUAAAAGGAAGUUUAGGACUAAAUGGGUGACUUAUGUUGAUUUAAAGGACUAUACUAAGUUGUAUACUGAAGAUAGACUUACCAAGGAUGUCCAGAAGCUAGUAAAGACAGGCAAUUAUACUCAAUCUAUAGAUCCACAAGAAUUUUUGUCAAAAAUCCUAAACCUAACCUCAAAAUCAGAUUUUGAACAUCAACUCUUCAAAGAAUUAUACAAUUCAGGUCAAGUUGUGCUCCUCUGGAAUGGAUUUGAUGAAAUUUCACCAACUUACAAUAAAUUCAUCCUCAACUUACUAGCUGCCAUCCAUAAAACAACCACAAACAUCCAAUUCAUCUGCACUAGACCUCUCUACUCUAGACAAUUAGCUGAGCACCUCAACAUCCUCCCAUACACGAUAGUUCCAUUCACAAUUGAUCAACAGACUGACUUCCUCAAUAAAUUCUUUAUAUCCAAAAAGAUCAAGCUUAAUAACCUUCAAAACUUCACGAAAAAAGCCCAAAAAAUCAUCGAAACCAUCAAAGCUAAAACGUCAAUAGUCAAAGUAUCUCAAGAUUUCAACACCCCCCUUAUGCUGGAAAUGAUUGCAGACUUAAUCACCUCAAACUCACAAAUCUACAAUUCAGAAAAUCUCUACGAAAUUUAUGAAAAUUUCAUAAAAAAGAAAAUUGAAAUUUGGCGCAAAAAGAGUGAGUUCGCAGCUGAAUUUCUUGGUAAAUCCAUCAUAGAGCACCACAACUUUGACAUGAUUAAAAUGUACCAAAUGUUUGCACUCAAAAAGGAACUAAAGUCCAUCAGUCCAUUGACUCAAAUUGUUGCUGGAAAAUUACGAAUUAUGAGGCAAAAGAUGCCAAAGAACUUGACUAGCGAGGAAAUAUCCAGGAUGGGAAUUUUGUACGUUAACGGUAAAAAUGAAUUUGAAUUUUCUCAUAAAACUUUUGCUGAAUUUUUUGUUGCUCAAUUUUUUAUUGAGAAUAUUUUGAAUGCUGACAAUGUUGAUGCUGAGGAUGUUGUUAUGAUUUUGCAUAGCUUUGAGUAUUUUACUGAGUUUUAUGGACUGGAUCAGGUUAUGGUGACCAAUUUUAUGUUUUCAUAUCUGGAGGGGAGGGGUGGGGUGCUGGUGAAUAGUGGGAGUCAGGAAUCUAGAAGGAUUGUAGGUCAAAAAUCAGUCAGCCGCAAGAAUCAAGAGUCUAAGAUAAUUGAGAGUCAAGAAUUGAUAAAUAUCAAGGAUCUAGAGUCUCUGGGCAGCAAAGGUUUACAUCCAAGAAGUAGUUGGAGUCAAGAAUCUAAAGAUAAUGACAGAUUUGAACCUAAAAUCAGAGAAAUUUUAAGAACUAAAUUUGCAAGAAUCUUUUUCAAUCUUUUAAGGAACAAAAGGAUUGAAAACUUUAGAUUUUUGUUUGAAUUCUUCAAAAAAGAUCAAAACUUACUUAAACAGCUGCUCAAAGUUGAUGAGAAUGAAACAAUCUACACAGCAGCAUUCAAUUGCGCUUACUUUCCCGACCAAAUUGACUCAUUUAAUAGAGAAAGUUUGAAGGAAUUUGGGAAGAUUUACUUGAAUGAUGAAGAUUAUGAAAGGUUUGUCAAAGGCAGGGAUCAGAAGGGUGUCAUCUUGUAUAGCUUGUAUGUAUUUUAUAGACAAGAUGUUGGGAAGAUUGGUCAGCGAAAGGUUUAUCAUGAAAACUAUGAUUUAGGCUUAAAUCUCCUUGAAAAUGACGAUAAAAUGCAAGUUUUUGAACAAAUUGUCAAAAAUCUAACUCGAGGUGAAGUCACGGAACUCUUAGUAUCCUCAUCUAGUCCUAUAAACUACAAAGACUUUGAAUUAAUUAACAAUUCUAAAUUUUGGAAUAUUUCUCAAUCUGUGCUGUCAGUUGAAGACCAGAAAGUCUUAAUUUCUAAUCUUUUCUAUGGAAUCUCAAGGUUUAAUGAUCCUGAACCAUAUCUUCCUUACCUUUUCGCUAAUUCCUUAGAUAUCCUAUCAAAUCUUGAGAUCCACAACAUCUUCAAAUCCAGAAACAUUCUUCACAGAGGAAUUUUAAGUUUUGACUCAUUUUGGAGCUUUUUUGUGAAUCAAACCACUGAAAAUCAGCAAAAAGAUAUUCUAACCUCAAAGAUUGUUGGAGAGUGUUAUUACUACUACCUUUAUUCUCCCAACCAGAAGUGCUUCUUCUAUCCUCCAUUCAAUAUCUUCCAUAUUUCUCUACUUAUUCAGCAUCCCAACAACCUAGAAACUCUAAAAACCUUCAAUUCAGUCAAAGAAACUUAUGAAAAAUAUUUUUCAAAAUCUGAGAUGCAGAACAUGAUUUUAGAGUCGAAUGACUUCAUGAUUUAUACUAGAUUAGGUUCAUAUGACGUUGCUAAAGCAUUUGUUGAAUAUUUGAAGGAAUUGUUCAAAGGACAUGAAGAGAUGCUGAAGGAAUUUCUGUUGAAGAAAAUACUUCCAACUAAUUUUAAUAUUUUUGAGUACUUUGACAAUAUUGGAGUGGAUGAGUCAAGCCUGAAUGUCCAAUUGUUUGUAGAUUUAUUGGACUAUGUAGAAAAAUUGUAGAUUUUU